AUGGCCAGAAUGGGGGAGGAAGCAGGUAUCACUGCAAUAUUCUUUGCCGACACCUAUGCUGGCCACGACGUUUACGGAGGAAACAUGGAUGCAGUCUUUCGAGCUGGUGUGCAGGUAGCUCAACUCGACCCUCUUGUCAUCAUAUCAGCUAUGGCGGCCGUAACCAAAUCUAUAUCCUUUGGAGUCACAGGCAGCACAAGCUACAUUCCUCCAUUCCCACUAGCGCGGACAUUCAGUACCUUGGAUCACCUCACCAAAGGGCGUAUAGCAUGGAAUGUUGUAACAAGCUGGUCACAGGCUGCAGCAGACGCUUUUGGCAAGGAGCUCGUCCCUCAUGACCAGAGGUACGAGAUCGCGGACGAGUACAUGGAUGUCAUCUAUCGACUGUGGAACGCUUCGUGGGCAGACGGGGCCCAAGUCUGGGACCGUCAAAACCACAUUGCAUAUGAGCCGUCAAAGAUCAAGAAGAUCGAGCAUAGUGGUAAGCACAUUAAACUCCGCGCCCGGCAUCAGACGCAUCCGUCACCCCAGAGAACGCCUGUCAUUUUUCAAGCUGGUACAUCCAAGGUUGGCCAGGCCUUUGCAGCCAAGCAUGCAGAGGCGGUGUACAUUGGCGGCCUGGUACCCAGCCAAGCUGCCUACCAGAUCAAAGCGGCUCGAGAGAUCGCGAUGGCAGCGGGCCGUGAUCCCACCACCAUCAAGUUCUUCGCAGCCAUCAAUCCGAUCAUUGGACGAACAGUAGAAGAAGCCGAAGCAAAAUUCAAGGAGGCCCAGGAGCAUGCCGACGUCGUUGGCGCUCUGGCUCAGUUCUCAGGUUAUACUGGGAUUGACAUGAGCAAGUAUCCGUUAGAUGAAGAGCUAAAGUUAGAUACGUCCAAGCCCAAAGAAAGCGCUGUGCAAGGUUUCCUUGGAAACUACGGCGAUAGCCAGAAAGAUGGCGAUGUAUGGACUCCAAGGAAGCUCGGCUUGAAGAUUGCGAUUGGGGGCUUUCACCCGUCGCCGGUCGGGACGCCGGAAAUGAUAGCUGAUAUCAUGGAGCAGUGGGUUGAUGAAGCUGACGUCGAUGGCUUCAACAUGGCCUAUAUCAGCAACCCGGGAUCCUUUGAGGAUAUCGUCGAGCUGCUGGUACCGGAGAUGAAGAAACGCGGUCUAAUGUUUGAGGACUAUGCUGUGCCGGGAGGAACAUUCCGAGAAAACUUGUUGAGGCAGCCAGGCCAGAAGACACUGAGAAGCGACCACUAUGGAAGCACCUUCAAGUUUGAGGAUGAACCUGUUGAGGCUCAACGGACGACAGACGGACUAGAUACUUAG
Neoarthrinium moseri is the source of this 1311-nucleotide messenger RNA. RefSeq lists its product as uncharacterized. The transcript has 4 exons. Lineage: Eukaryota; Fungi; Ascomycota; Sordariomycetes; Amphisphaeriales; Apiosporaceae. Bases 1 to 1311 code for a protein of 436 amino acids. Gene Ontology annotation, molecular function: oxidoreductase activity, acting on paired donors, with incorporation or reduction of molecular oxygen; monooxygenase activity. The record is from RefSeq and is a predicted model, not a curated record.